AUGCAGCGGAAACGUACGAAGAAUGGAGGCGAUAUUUCGUCUGACCUCGAAGCACUUCGCAUGGAAGAUCUUGAUUCUUCCAUUCAACCCACUCCAAUUCAGCAAAUUGAUGCGAGCUUUGCGAGCAAGUUGAAAAACCCAGUCAAUCGCUACAGCAAGACCAUGACGGAGGACUUUGAAUUCACUAAUGAGGAUUGCUCCUACACUCAAGGCAAACAUGGCCAAAAUGUCUCGUUCUCUGAGAAGGUACACAAUAAACUUGACUUUGAUUGGCGGUGUGCUGUUGUUGUUAAGCUCAUGGGUAAACCAAACUCUACGAAUACUUUCGAUUUCAUGUUGAAAGGGUUAAGAAGGAAAUGGCAAGUCAAAGGGGGUUGGCACCUCAUUGAUCUUCCUAAUGACUUUUUCAUUGUCAAAUUCAAUUUGGAAGAAGAUAUGAAUAGUGUGUUGUGUGGUGGACCUUGGAUUUUGGCUAGUCAAACCUUGAUUGUUAGAAAGUGGAGACCUGAUUUUGAUCCUUUGAAUGAGUUUAUUGGGAAAAUGGCUUUAUGGGUCCGAAUCUGUGGCUUGCCUGUCAAAUUCUUUAAGGAUUAUACUGUGGCUAAAAUUGGCAGAAUUCUAGGAGAUGUUGUUAAGGUUGAUCAAGUUACUAUUGGCCAAGCUAGAGGUAAAUUUGCCAGAGUCUGUAUUGAAGUUGAUCUUAGCAAACCCCUGCGUCCUUUUGUUGAGGUGGAAUCUGUUGCCUACCAUGUUGUUUAUGAAGGAAUCUCUAUGAUCUGUUUUGAAUGUGGUUGUUUUGGUCAUGCUAAGGACAAGUGCCCAACUCUGCACACUGAACCAAGUGUUAACUCUCAAGAUCAGGAUGCCGGUAGUAACACCAAUGAACAGGCAAUGGUGCCUAAAGCAACUUCUGAUUCUCAACAGGACAUGGACACUUCCCAAGCUCAUUCUAUUCUCAAGGAGGACAUGGGGCCAUGGGGCCAUGGAUGCUAA
Messenger RNA from Rosa chinensis, 993 nucleotides. RefSeq lists its product as uncharacterized. The transcript has a single exon. The record is from RefSeq and is a predicted model, not a curated record. Lineage: Eukaryota; Viridiplantae; Streptophyta; Magnoliopsida; Rosales; Rosaceae. The coding region runs from base 1 to 993 and encodes 330 amino acids. Gene Ontology annotation, molecular function: zinc ion binding; nucleic acid binding.